CAGAAGCUCCAACUGUCACCUGACAAACAACAACAGCAACAUCCACCACCUGACAGAGUCUCUGAGUUUUAAAGGUGGUGCAGCAGAGAUUAGAUGAAGAUGGUUCAGAGCGACCUGCAGACGCCUCCACCUCCUCUCAGCGCUGUGAACAGCUUCAGUCUGACCGUCCGUCGGUUCCUCUCCAGCCAAUCAGAGGAGUUUAUGAUGACUCACCUGAUCCUCAGAGCUCUGUUUGGAGCUGUGAGUGGAACAGUUCUGUUCCUGGGCGUCGCUCACAGUCUCCCUCUGACCUUUGACCUGAAGCUGGCGGCAGGAAGUGUGUUUGUUGGUGUGUGUGUCGUGGGCGGGGCUUUAUCCUCCUCCCUCAGGUGUUCAGUCCUCCUGAUGUUUCCCAGCAUGCUCGGCUCCCGCGGCCGAGCGUACCUGAUGCUGUUGAUCCUGUCAGUGCUCUACAGAGGUCCGGUCUCUAACCUGCAGCGUAACGUGGAGUCGGCUGCUCUGACUCUGAGCUGUAACCUGGACCUGCAGGUUCAUCACAGCAGGUUACUGUGGAGAGACGCCAUCACACCGUUUAUACUCAUCACUCAGGAGCUCGUGGACGAUAAAGCAGAGUUUGAGUCGGAGGCUCUGAGCGUCAGCAGGAAGUUUCAGAGCAUCAGAGACGAGGUGGUCCUGCAGUACGGAUACGACCGGUUCAAACCCAAACACACCGAGACCGGGACCAGCACACAGGAGCAGUUCACUACAAAGACCAUGAUGCAGUGCGACAGUGUGGUGGACGAGGGCGUGCGCCGCUGCUCUGAUUGGUUCACACGCAGGUGGGCGGAGUGUAUGGAGGCCAUACCUGUCCCCGUCAUCAACCACAUCCUCUGUGUCUCCAUGAAGUUCCACUUCCUGUGUGAUGUCAUGAGAGUGAUGACUCCAUGGUGCAGGGAGGAGGUUCCUGUGGAGGGAAACUUCGGUCGUCUCUUCGAUCGGUUGAAUCUCUCGGUCGAUCUUUUGUCCAGAGAGUUCAGCACCGAGCUCCUCCUCCAGGAGCGGCAGCAGCAGGCGGUGUUGGGUGGAGCUGUGGUGGAUGAGGAGUUCACUCAGUCGCUCAGAGGAUCUUUCCAGGAGCUGAGGAGGAGGAUGGAGCGUCUGCUGGACCUCCUGCAGCUGCUGCUCUCCUUCACCUUCACCUCCAUCUUCACACAAGCGUUCAGUUACCUCCAUCAGUACCGCAGAGAGAUCCAAUUCGACAACGUCUACGUCACCUCCUACUUCAGGCGGAUCGACUCCCGCAGGAGCAGAGCGGGGAAGGUGUGUGUGCUGCCUCUCAGACUCUCAGAGAGGAGGAAGCUGAUCGAUCCCUGGAGUCUGAAGAUUCAUCCUGACGAGUUCAAACAGGCCUUGUCAGGUGUGUUUCAGGUGUUGUCGGUCUCUCUGCUCUGCGUCGUCCUCCUGACCGUCGACUUCUCUCUGUUCCACGUCCUGGACAUCGUCAGCAGACACACACACACCCAGUUCAACCUGACCAGUGGUCACCAGGUGGACAUCAGAGUGGGCGGAGCCUCCAUGAUGGCCCGCCUCCUCAGGAAGACGAUCUCAGCCUUUAACAGCUCGUCGAUCCGACACAUCCACACCGACAACCAGGGGUGUGUGUCUCCCCCCUCCUCCCUCUCUGCAGCUGUGUAUGUCAGCUGUGUGUGUUGUGUCCUGUUGGUGGCGCUGUGCAGCCUCCUGCAGGUUUACACCAACCGCCUCCGACGAGUCAUCGCCGCCUCCUACCACCCACAGAGGGAGAAGAAGAGAGUUCAGUUCCUCUACAACCUGCAGCUCUACACACGGAUUUCCUCUGAGGACACUGAACACAUCACGAGGCGUCGGAGGACGGUGUUGGAGCGUGUGAGCAGGUGCGUUCGUCGUCUGCGUCGUCACCACAGACAGGAAGAGUCCGACCCCGGUUAGACCAGGACCAGGACCAGGAGGGAGACCACCGACGUCCAGGUCUGACCCUGGUUCAGAUGAACCUGUGUCUUUAAAUAAAAAAUGAAACGUGACGAUCAGAGUGAAACAGUUUGUGGUGAACUGAACUCUGACUGACUGCUUCAGUAAAAUGAGUGAAGCUCCUGUUCUGUGUUUGUUCUAAACGUUCGAGUUCCUGAGUCAACGGCAAUCAGAGUCUGGACCCCGAGAGGCUGUCCACCAUACACAGUACUCCAGUACUCCAGUACUACAGUAACUAUAGUCCCUAGCCUUUAAAUAGACCUUCUCAGACCAUGUUAUAUUCAAAUUUCAAAACUACAGAGGAAGAAAACGUUUCAAAAACCGGCACUCGCAGACCAAGGAGAAACUUUCUUUAAAACGAGAUGGACGCUAGACAGACGCCAAACAAGGAGAUGGAUUGCAACGAACUUCAGCAACAGGUCAUGAAACUUCAGGACGUGUUGAAAAUGGAAAAGGCAAACUAUGCCAAGGUGUUUCAGGAGUUACAGGACACCAAAAAACAGUUGGCCCCGCCCCCAACAUGAGCCCGGUUCUGCUCAAGGAAUUUUUCCUUGCCACCGACGCCAAGUUGCAUGCUCAUGGGGGACCCCUGGUUCUAAAAAGCACCAAAAAGUCUGCUAUGAAAACAAUUUAAUUCAAUAAUAUCCUUCAGGGGUGAACGGAGGGAUGACAAGAACAACAAAACAAAGCAAAAAAAACAAACAAACACAAACAACAACACCGCCCCCAAAAAAGAG
Lates calcarifer (barramundi perch) is the source of this 2723-nucleotide messenger RNA. RefSeq names its product DC-STAMP domain containing 1 (gene dcst1). Bases 94 to 1947 code for a protein of 617 amino acids. The transcript is spliced from 16 exons. The record is from RefSeq and is a predicted model, not a curated record. Lineage: Eukaryota; Metazoa; Chordata; Actinopteri; Centropomidae. Gene Ontology annotation, cellular component: membrane.